GCUCCAUUCUCCACUUCGCUCUGAGCCAAUACUGUAAGGAGAGAGAGUGUGUGUGGGUGGUUGUCUGUAAAUUGAUAAGAAGUAAGGGGGAGAAGAGUGAACUUCAAAAGCGCCGAAGAAGACAAAGGGAGAAGAUCCGGCGGAAGGCCCCACAGCCGGAAACCGACGUCUUUCCUUCGCCGUUCAUGACCGUCGGCAAGCAAUCGGAAUCCUCCGGCCGAAAACUUAACCUAAUGGAUACACUCAAUCUCUAUGAUGAUCGCGACCAAGACCUCGUGCGGUCUUCCAUGCCGGUUCCUUCACCUGCCUACGGGCUUCACCAGGUCGCUUUCCGACACCACAACAUCCAAGACGGCGCUCCCACUUCAUCUCGCGGCCUGGCUUCUUACCUUGCCAACGUUCAACUUUGCAAAGACGCGAUCGGGGGCCGACGGGAUGAAGCGGCAGUUGAGGGGUUCAAGAAGGAAAUGAAGGAUUUGGAGGACCUUUUGUCGAAGUUAAACCCUAUGGCGGAGGAGUUCGUCCCUUCGUCGCUUGCCGGGCAUGGGAAUGGCAGCGGUUGGCGUUAUUCUAACGCAUUAGGGUUUCAGAACGCGGACGCUGAGAUCAACGCUGGUCAUAGCAAUAGGAAGAGGAGUACCUACUGUCAAGAAAAGAGGAGGAUGAAUAGUCGGACUAAUCUGGCGCAAAGAGGAGAGGUGAUCAGAAGGACAGUUUAUGUUUCGGAUAUUGAUCAUCAGGUCACUGAAGAACAGCUUGCGACACUCUUCAUUAAUUGUGGACAGGUUGUUGAUUGCCGUAUCUGUGGUGAUCCCAACUCAAUCCUUCGUUUUGCUUUCAUAGAGUUCACUGAUGAAGAUGGCGCAAGCGCUGCUUUAGGUUUGUCUGGUACAAUGCUUGGAUAUUACCCUGUCAGGGUGCUUCCUUCGAAAACUGCUAUUGCACCUGUGAAUCCAACGUUUUUGCCAAGGUCUGAAGAUGAGCGUGAGAUGUGUGGGAGGACUGUCUAUUGUACAAAUAUUGAUAAAAAGGUUACUCAAUUGGAUCUGAAGCUCUUCUUUGAAUCACUGUGUGGGGAGGUCUAUCGGUUGAGGCUGUUAGGAGACUAUCAUUACUCUACUCGGAUUGCCUUCGUUGAGUUUGUGGAGGCCGAUAGUGCAACCGCAGCUCUCAACUGCAGUGGUGCAACCUUGGGUUCCCAGCCAAUCAGAGUUAGCCCUUCGAAGACUCCAGUUCGCCCGCGACCUCCUCGAUAUGCCGCACUUCGAAUGUGAUAUAUAGGGCAGUCUUGCAAGUAUAGGGACACAGACACAUCAUGUGCUGUUUUCUUGCUUGUUUUCAUUUAGGGUUUAGUCUUAACAGCCUUCUCACAACUUCUCGUAACUUCUCAUAAUUCCUGUAAUUAUGUUUUCAUAGACUUUACUUGUCAUAAAGCUGAGACCGGUUAUCCUUAACGAUCAAUUUUUAACAUUUGU
This is a messenger RNA of Phalaenopsis equestris, 1475 nucleotides long. Its product is annotated as polyadenylate-binding protein-interacting protein 12-like. Gene Ontology annotation, molecular function: RNA binding. NCBI's taxonomy places the organism in Eukaryota, Viridiplantae, Streptophyta, Magnoliopsida, Asparagales, Orchidaceae. The coding region runs from base 186 to 1274 and encodes 362 amino acids. The transcript is spliced from 10 exons. The record is from RefSeq and is a predicted model, not a curated record.